This is a messenger RNA of Glycine soja, 1014 nucleotides long. RefSeq names its product TMV resistance protein N-like. The coding region runs from base 121 to 735 and encodes 204 amino acids. The record is from RefSeq and is a predicted model, not a curated record. The transcript has 3 exons. Gene Ontology annotation, biological process: signal transduction. NCBI's taxonomy places the organism in Eukaryota, Viridiplantae, Streptophyta, Magnoliopsida, Fabales, Fabaceae.
CAAAAAAGACAAAAGAAACUGUAGUAGCAAACUUUAGGAAUUGAAAGGCAAAAAAUUAGGCCAAAUUCAAAAGGUAUAUACACAUUAUUUGGAAGAAAGCAAUAGCAGUAACAUAUCAUCAUGCAUCGUUCCUUGUCCAUGAACAUCCGAUCAAGGUUUCUCAGCCACCAAAUGAUAUCAGAGGUGAAUCAAGUGGUGAGAAAUGGAGUUAUUUUGGAUCCAUGUGACGUGUUCAUAAACCACAGAAGCUUGGACACAAAAACAACAGUAGCCGCUCCUCUUUAUGACCAUCUCCGCAGACAUGGCUUUCACCCUUUUUUGGACAACAAAACAAUGAAACCAGGUGACAAACUGUUUGAUAAGAUCAACAGGGCAAUCUUGGAGUGCAAGAUAGGGUUGGCAGUGAUGUCACCGCGCUACUGUGACUCAUACUUUUGCCUUCAUGAGCUUGCCCUUCUCAUGGAGUGCAAGAAGAAGGUGAUACCAAUCUUUGUUGACAUUAAGCCAUCUCAAUUACGCGUCAUCAACAACAAAAAAUGGACCCUAGAAGAUCAACGGCGUUUCAAAUUGGCUAUUGAAGAAGCAAAGUACACUGUGGGACUCACCUUCAACUCUUUGCAAGGGAACUUCUCCGGUAUUGUGACAAGUGCUUCUGAUAUCAUCAUUGAGAGCUUGAUAGAGUUUGAGGAUGAAGAAGCGCAGAUGCAUCAAUAUUCGUACUUACCAAUUAGCUAAAUUUGCAGAAAAGAAAGACCAAUUACUGUCGCUUAAUUCUGCUGAUUUGUAACUAUUCUUCCUUAAUUAUAUGUAUGAUAGGUUCAAGAUCCUUAUUGUACAUAAAUAAGUGCAUAAUACGUAAUUGCAUAUUAUAAUUUGUCAAUAGCUUGAGUUAAUUUCUAGGUCAAACCUGCCUUUAAAAAAGGUAGAUUAUUUGUACAGUGUAUGCUAUAGCAAUGUAAAGAUUUCUGUUUCUGUAAGUUGUUGCAAUUUGCACUGCUUCUUGUUCUCCGUUGA